UCCGUGCUCAGCUCGGGCCGCCGCCGGCCGCCCCCUCCGCGGGCCAUGCGGCCGCUGCUGCCGCUGCUGCUGCUGCUCGGGCCGCUGGCGCUGGCGCAGCCCCGGGAGCUGCUCCCCGCGGGCGCCCAGUGCCUGGAGCACGAGUGUUUCGCCGUGUUCUGGGAGUCCCGGCCCUUCUCCGGCGCCAGCGAGGGCUGCCAGCGGGCCGGGGGGCACCUCAUGACCGUGCGCUCCACCGUGGCCGAGGAGGCGAUCGUGCUGCUGCUGCAGAACCGCCCUGGCCGGCUCUGGCUGGGGCUGUCGCUGUCGCCCACCUUGUCCUGCACCGAGCCCGGCUGGCGGCUCCGCGGCUUCCGCUGGGUCACGGGCGACAGCAGCACCGAUUACAUCAACUGGGCUCCGUCGGGGAAGCGCUGCGGCGAGCGCUGCGUGACCGUGUCCCGGGAGCUGCGCUGGGAGGAGCGGCGCUGCGAGGAGCCGGCCGACGGCUUCCUCUGCCAGUACAGCUACGGCGGCAGCUGUCCCCGCCUGGCCGCCCCGCACGGCGCGACCGUCAACUACCGCACCCCUUUCGGUGCCCGCGGAACCGAGUUCCUGGCGCUGCCUCCGCUCAGCCUGGCCUUGGUCCCCGAGCUCGGGCUGGAGCUGCGCUGCGAGGACGGCGAGGGCGCGGGGCCGGGCUGGGCCCGGGAGGCUCCGGGAGCGUGGCCGUGCCGGCUGGCGGGCGGGGGCUGCGCGGGGACGUGCGCGGAGGAGCGCGGGGAAGCGCGCUGCUCCUGCCCCGAGGGCUCGCUGCUGGCCGCGGACGGGCGCGGGUGCCGCUCGCCCUGCGAGGGGGCGCAGUGCCAGCACCACUGCGUGGUGGCCGGGGACUCCUUCGUGUGCAUGUGCGCCGUCGGCUACCGGCUGGCGGCCGACGGCAUCAGCUGCGAAGACAUCGACGACUGCGCCGCCGAGCCCGGCCCGUGCGAGCAGGAGUGCGUGAACACCCAGGGCGGCUUCGAGUGCCGCUGCCACCGCGGGUGGAUGAUGGAGGACGGGCGCUGCCAGCGGCUGCCCGCCUGCUGGGAGGCUCCGUGCGAGCACUUCUGCGAGGAGCUGCCGCACGGCUACCGCUGCUCCUGCCAGCCCGGCUACGCCGUGCACCCGCUGAACGCCACCCGCUGCGUCCUGUUCUGCAACACCACCGAGUGCCCGCCCGUCUGCGACGCCACCGGCUGCUAUUGUCCCGAGGGGUUCAUGCUGGACGGCGAAAUCUUUCUGUGCAUGGACGUGGACGAGUGCAACAGUGGCCACUGCCAGUUCAACUGCACCAAUACCCCCGGCAGCUUCCAGUGCCACUGUCCCCGCGGCUUCCACCUCCUCGGCAUAGACUGCGUCCCCGUCCUGGGCGGGGGGGACGGCGAGGAAGAGUUCUCGGGGGACUUGGAGCCCGGCUCGCCCACGGCCGUGCCCAGCCGGGCCCCGCCGAAAGCGGAGGGGCUGCACCCCGGGGCGCUGGUGGGCAUCGCCGCCGGAGCCCUCCUGAGCCUGCUGGCCCUGCUGGCUGCGGGGUUCCACCUGUCCAGGAAGCGCUGCGGCUCCCAGGGCUCGGGGGAUUACAAGUACAGCGGCCCCCAGGAGAAGGAGCUGGGGCUGCAGCCCGUCCCCGCCGCGCAGAAGCCGUAGGGACAGCGGGCAGGACGGACAGCGGGAGGCCGAACUGGGGGACCUUCACCCUCCCCUCCUUCCCCCACUCCGCCCCUCCCGGCUGGAAUUUU
Messenger RNA from Parus major (Great Tit), 1760 nucleotides. It is a transcript of the gene THBD, whose product is annotated as thrombomodulin. Bases 46 to 1668 code for a protein of 540 amino acids. NCBI's taxonomy places the organism in Eukaryota, Metazoa, Chordata, Aves, Passeriformes, Paridae. Gene Ontology annotation, molecular function: calcium ion binding; extracellular matrix binding; transmembrane signaling receptor activity. The transcript has a single exon. Gene Ontology annotation, biological process: cell migration. Gene Ontology annotation, cellular component: external side of plasma membrane; extracellular matrix; membrane. The record is from RefSeq and is a predicted model, not a curated record.